This is a messenger RNA of Carassius gibelio (silver crucian carp), 5908 nucleotides long. RefSeq names its product cyclin-dependent kinase 16. Gene Ontology annotation, biological process: protein phosphorylation; neuron projection development; exocytosis. The record is from RefSeq and is a predicted model, not a curated record. Gene Ontology annotation, molecular function: ATP binding; protein kinase activity. Gene Ontology annotation, cellular component: synaptic vesicle; cytoplasm; nucleus. Bases 530 to 2104 code for a protein of 524 amino acids. The transcript has 17 exons. Lineage: Eukaryota; Metazoa; Chordata; Actinopteri; Cypriniformes; Cyprinidae.
CUGCAGGGACUCAUAAUACAACGAAUAAACCUACUCAGGAAUAUAUCAUAAUAAAACAUAAAUACAUCAUAAAAACGUAUCAGUUACGGAAGAAUUUGCUCAAUUACAUAAUUACACGUUCCCCAACCUAUCCGAUGAAUCUUGGUGGUGGAGUGAGUGACUCCUGAGUCUAUUCGCAGCUGCUCUGUCGCUUCCAUGAUCCACUCCAGUCCGGAUUUGGCAAGGAAGGAAACAGCUGCGGUAACGUUUUAGCAAUUUCAGAACAGAAGGAACAGCAAGUGAGACAUGCGGGGUCUAGAGUCGCCGCUCCAGCAGCAGUGGAGACCGGACGAGCAGCAGCAGACGUAGAUGAACAUGGCCGAGGACUAUUGGGAGCGCGCGGCGGCUUUGGGAUAUUAUUACUGCUGUUAAGAUUACAAGAGCAACACAUACUCACUGACACAAGCACAUACGGAUCUCAACUCCACGGGGCGGUUGAACAGUGGCAGCCACUCCACCCCCCUCAUCUCGUCCCCCCAUACCCCCACUGAUGGACCGCAUGAGGAAGAUCAAACGGCAGCUGUCCCUGACGCUGCGAGGGGGUAACGGCGGGGACAAGACCUUGAGUGAGACCAUCAGCUCUCAGGACACAGGAGCACACAGCGAUUCUGAGGCCAUGCCAGUUGGCGGCAGUGGUGGUCUGCGGGGUUCAGUGAGAGGUUCGGGGGGUUCCUUCAGCAUGCACUCCCUCCUGCAGUCCUACAGCAGCACCCUGCGCAGACCACGCAGCCUGGGCCGCAGUCUCAGCUCCUAUCUCAACCACACCACUCGCCUCGAAAUCGUCCAUGAGGAUGUUAAAAUGGGUUCCGAUGGAGAAAGCGAUCAGGCUUCGGCCACAUCCUCUGAUGAAGUGCACAGCCCCGUCCGAGUUCGUCUGAGAAACAACCCCGGUCGCAAAAUUUCCACAGAGGACAUAAACAAACGUCUUUCUCUGCCUGCCGAUAUCAGGCUUCCUGAUGGCUACCUGGAGAAAUUCAACCUCAACAGCCCCCUGUUUGACAAACCGCUCAGCCGGAGAUUACGCAGGGUAUCGCUGUCUGAGAUCGGAUUUGGGAAAUUGGAGACAUACGUGAAACUGGAUAAACUAGGAGAGGGCACCUAUGCUACAGUAUAUAAGGGCCGCAGUAAACUGACGGAUAAUCUGGUGGCUCUGAAGGAAAUCCGUUUGGAGCACGAGGAAGGAGCUCCAUGCACUGCCAUUAGAGAAGUGUCUCUGCUGAAGGACCUGAAACACGCCAAUAUUGUGACUCUUCAUGACAUCAUCCACACUCAGAAGUCUCUUACACUCGUGUUCGAGUACUUGGAUAAAGACCUGAAACAGUACCUAGAUGACUGCGGAAACAGCAUUCAUAUGCACAAUGUCAAGCUGUUCCUGUUUCAGCUGUUGCGAGGUCUGAACUACUGUCACAGACGUAAAGUCCUUCACCGAGACCUCAAGCCCCAAAAUCUUCUGAUCAACGAGCGCGGGGAGCUAAAGCUGGCUGAUUUUGGUCUGGCACGAGCAAAGUCGAUUCCCACCAAGACCUACUCCAAUGAGGUGGUGACGCUCUGGUACCGCCCCCCUGACAUCCUAUUGGGCAGCACAGACUAUUCUACUCAGAUUGACAUGUGGGGUGUUGGCUGUAUCUUCUACGAGAUGUCUACAGGUCGACCCUUGUUCCCAGGCUCCACAGUGGAGGAGGAGCUGCACUUUAUCUUCAAACUGCUCGGUACGCCCACAGAGGAGACGUGGCCCGGAAUAACCUCCAACGAGGAGUUCAUCUCCUAUAACUACCCCCGAUACCGGGCCGACUGUCUCCACAAUCACACUCCACGAUUGGACAAUGAUGGAGUUGAACUUCUGUCGAAGCUGCUGCAGUUUGAGGGGAAGAAACGGAUCGCAGCAGAGGAAGCUAUGAGACACCCAUACUUCAGCUGCCUGGGAGCGAGAAUUCUCACACUGCCAGACACUACAUCAAUAUUUGCACUUCAAGAAAUUCAGCUGGAGAAGGAGCCAGGAAUGAGGACGAAUUCCCUGUCAGAAUCAGUCAACAGCAUAUCUCAACGGCAGAGCCUGCUCUUCUGAGGGCACGUGGGGUGGCUCUGGACGGGGAAGAAGGAAGAUAAACGGGGAGGACGCGUUCAGACGAGGAAUAUCUGUUUUUCAUUGGCUAGUCCUGUGGCAUUAUGUGUGUAGAAGGGGUCACUGCAGUUGUUUACAUGGAGAGGCUGAGGAUGUUGAUUUGUGGAUUGUUUCCUUUGUUCCGAAUAACGCACUUCUCCUUCCCUGUUCACAACACAAACAUGUUCUUCCUGUUUUGCUGUACCUCCUCAACAUGGUUGCGUCAAUCCAGCCGCUGUAAUCAACCAAUCAGAUGCUGAAUGUUACUGGAUGGCCUGACUCUUCAUCCUUUUGACUGAAACAAAUCAACCCGUUUUCUUUGCAAUACUUCUCAAUAGUAAUGUAAGAGGAAGGCGAGUUUAUGAAGGAACGUGUCAUGAAUGCUGUUAAUAUCCAAAAGCCAAGUAACUCUAGUCUUCCAGUAAAUGGUCCCCUUCAUUAGAGUCAUCGGCCCUCCCAUCCAAAGACGAAGAUUUAGUACUAUGCCAACACAAUGGUUCAUCGCAAUCAAACAUAAUGUUAUUUGUAUUCAUCAGAACAUUGACGACAUGCUCUACUUUUGUUUUUUUUGCAAAAGCAUUUCCUUUUUAAGUUGAUGUUUACAUGUUUUUUUUUGUUUUUUUUUUGCCAUGCAACACAGUUUGAUCAUCUAGAAACAGUUUCACCAAAGGCCAUCUCUGUAUCCCUUUUGGUUUGAAUUAUGAGCUUCCAUUUCCAUUGUAAUGUUCAAGUGAACCCCUCGAUCAGCUGUCAAGGACAAAAUAUUUGUGCAAAGCAACUUCUAAUGUUUGAGUUGCAUUGAGGAAAGCCUCCGAUAAUCUCGACGCAUAUCUAGUUCAAGCCUUGUUGAUAAUUCUUCCAUUACUGCAGCUCUUACGGCUGUCACUCUGGUUGAAAACUGAGCUGGUUACUUUGUCGGUUCAGUCAGGGUGAUGAGAACUCAUAAUGGGAUGCCCGGGCGCAUGUGGAGAACCGGUCGACUUGUGUAGGGCUCAGGUGUCUGUCACUCUGCAGAACAGCUGAGUGCGGUGGAUAAUGUUCUGCGUCUCAGCCCGGUUGUUCAUACUCGGCAGGUUUUGGAGCCCAUUGGUGUCACGUAACACCACAGAUUCAAAACGGUACGUCCCCUGGCUUGUACGAUAUUCAGGGCAUCUCUGCACAAUGUCUAUGAUUAAACUGUCCCACAAAUGUGAUUAUUGGGUGAAUCUCUGAAGAAAAAAAAAUAAUAAAAAGUUAAGGUGAUAUUUUACCCUGAAAUUAAGAGAGAAAUAAAACGUUUUGUUAAGAAAAAAAUAAAGCCGAUUUUUUUUUUGCUUUGUAAAAUUUUCAAAAGCAAUAAGUCCCAAAAGUUCUUGUUCAUGUAAUAAUAAAAAUAAAAAUUCUAUAAAACUUUUGUAAAAUAUUAAAAUACAGUGUAUUUAAUAUUGUUUUUUUUUAUAAUAUUUAUAAGGAAAUAUUUGUUAUACUUUCUUUGCUGUAAUGAAUAAUUUCACAAUAACUUGUUCCUGUAAUACGGAGUAAUUUGCUGUGUAAUGAGAAAUAUUAAAUCUUUAAAGUGCAUCACAGUAGUGUGUGUAUUGCUUAAUUGUUAAAUAAUAAUGAUUAAAAAAAAUUCACCAUCAUAAAAAAGGUUCCUAAAAAAUAAGCUUAAUUAAUUUUUUAUGUAAAAUAUAAUUUAUUUUUAUUGUCUCUUUAUUUCAGGGUGAAAUGUGAUUGUUUUUUUGUUUUUUUGCAAGGUUCACUCCAUUAGAGCUGAAUGCUGAAGCGAUUAAGUUCUCAGUUUCCAUCGGUGUAACUAUGUGGAUGAUAUUUUAGUAAAUAUAAUUUUUUAAAAUUAUUAUUAAUUCAAACAAUCCCAAAGCGUUUGGUCUGGUGAUAGAUUGCGACUUCUGUUUGUCCCUGUUGGAGAUGACCGGUGAAAACCUGUGUUGAAUAUAUGUGACCCUCGACCACAAAACCAGAAGUGUCAAAAUUUAGAUUUAUACAUCAUCUGAAAGCUGAAUAAAUAAGCCUUCCUUUGAAUUUAUUAGCGAUAUUUGGCCGAGAUACAAAUAUUUGAAAAUCUGGAAUCUGAGUGUGCAAGAAAAAUCUAAAUACUGAAAAAAAAAAAAUCACCUUCUUAGCAAUGCAUAUUACCAAUCAGAAAUUAAGUUUUGAUAUAUGUACAGUAGGAAAUGUAAAAAUAUCUUUAUGGAACAUGAUCUUCAUCAUGAUUUUUGGCAUAAAAGAAAAAUCGAUGUCUACAUUGUAACUUUGUCCCAUACAAUGUAUUUUUGACAAUUGCUACAAAUAGAGCCCAGUAACUUACUGUAAGACUGCUUUUGUGCUCCAGGGUCACAUGUGAGGAGACGCUCUUGACGAGGGGAGUGCAGACUUGUAUGACAGUGUUGUAUAGUUGAAGACUGUGGUACAUUGAAAAUAGCCUUAGAAUGUUGUUUUUUUGCAGAUCAGAAGCGUGGAGAAUGCAAUGAGAAGAUCCUCCUAACAACAUAUAAUUUUUAAAGCAAAGAAGAAAAUAUUUUUUGUUAUACUUAUUGAUGACAUUGUUCAUUGUGUUCUUUUUUUCUUAUUUUUUAAUAUGUAGUGACCAGACGUUACUACAGUAGGAGACUCAUGUGGUGUAGAUAUUUGGUUUUGAUGUUUGUGAGAUCAUAAGGAUGAAAACGGCUCUUCUGAUUUAAAGCUUUCAUCUGGAAUGAGGAUGGAAAGGGCUUCAGUGGAUAAGUGAGGUAUCCAAAUGUUCAUUACUGCGCAAUAAUUGCUAAUUUACGCAAUAAUGUUUUUUUUGUUUUGUUUGUUUUUUAGCAAAACCCUUCUUAUUUGAAAUUAAUUUGGUUCUGAAUUGGCAUGCAUUGCUUGUCAUAAAAUAUAAAAGAAGCAAAUAAUGCCAGAAACUGUCAUGCAAAAACUCAAAGCUCUUUUAUUGCCCAUUUUAUGUGGAAUUCAAUUUUAAGUGAGGUUUUGAUAUGAUUGCAGGUGAAAUGUUUUUAUACUUGGAGACACUUUGAGAAAAUAUGGACUUCAUGCGGUUUUUAGUGCAUUUCUUUAAUUGUACAACUCUGUUUUAGAAUUGGCAGUUAAUGCGAAACAAAACUUGAUCAUUGAUCAAUACAGUAUUAUUUUCUUUUGAUUUUUUUUAUUUAUAUUGCAAUUGCAUCCACUUAAAAUGCCCAAAGUUUCAGGAUUUUCAGCUAUCUGACUGCUUUUGUCCAGUUGGCCGUUGUCCAUGUGUGAAGGCAAGAAUGGAGUGAUGCAGUCUGCUGCUCUAUAAAUAGGUUAAAAGCAGUUUAAACACAUUAAGCAAUACUCCCUGUCAAUCUACAUUUCACAUCUCAUGGAUAUCUAAUGCAGGAAAUUCUCUCAGAUGGCCAUAAUAUAUUUUCAGUAAAUAAUUAUGCAUAUGUAAGUGGUCACGUGUUCUGUUUGAGUCUAUGUUAACCAUGAAUAACGGUUGCAAAAUGUUUGAUUCGAUGUUGAAAAUCCCUUUUCCUGUUCUAUUGUUUUUAACCUUUGAGUUCUUGCAUUUGCAAUAGUCAAUCUUUUCACCCAAGGAUAUGUGGAUCAGAAGUAUGUUGACAUGGAAAAUCUUACAAAAUACAAAUAGACUGUUACAUCCAGUUGCUUGUAUGAAUGCUGAGCUCAUUUCCAACCAACUUGAUCCAUCUCUGUUAAUUAUAAAGAAGGAAGUGGAGUCAUUUGAAUACUGUCACGAGCAGAACAAAUGUGAAUAAUAUUUGCUUGCAAUAUAAUCAGUGUCCCAAACUUGAA